Molecule: messenger RNA, 1649 nt
Organism: Parathielavia appendiculata
Lineage: Eukaryota; Fungi; Ascomycota; Sordariomycetes; Sordariales; Chaetomiaceae
Product: PAP2-domain-containing protein
Exons: 1
Coding region: 289-1428 (379 amino acids)
Biological process (GO): phospholipid metabolic process
Molecular function (GO): phosphatidate phosphatase activity
Source: RefSeq, a predicted model, not a curated record
CCCAGUUAAAGCUUCCGUGGUACUGGUCGCCUGGAAGAGUUGCCAACUGGAAGCAAUUGGGUGACGUCAAGCCACGACGGACUGAAAUAAUGACACGACCCUUGGACAAUCAAACAGAUCCGUUCGCCAACUUAGAAAAGAGGAAGAGAAGGCUGCUUGUUUUCAUCGCAACACCUGACUUUUCUUCUCUUCCACAGUCCAGGAGCAGACCGACUUUUUUUUUUCACGGCACCCGACCCUUUAAACCAACGGCACCUUCACUGAGCCACUGCUCAAACACGUCCAAAGAUGGGCUUCUUCAACCGCCGCCCUCGUGACGCCACAACCGCGGCGCCCGCCGCCAAUGGAGCCUCCGCUGCCCACGCUCGGCGCGGCCUAGAGUCGUACUCCAUGGCCACCCGACCACCCUUUGGGCAAUGGCUUAAGGCGACAUGGCUCGACAUCCUGACCAUGGCCGCCCUCGGCGCCGUUGGUCUGGGUGUGUACAACGCCGAUCCGGCCCCAACCCGUUCUUUCGCCGUGCAGUUCCAGGACGGCGAGGUCGUCUACCCGGAGUUUGCCUAUCCCAUGCGCAAGGAGAUCAUCCCCAUCUGGCUGGCCGCAUUCCUCGCGUCUAUCGUCCCCAUCGCCGUCAUUUUACUCAUGCAGAUUCGCAUCCGCAGCUUCUGGGACGUCAACAACGCCGUCAUCGGCCUGCUCUAUUCGCUUAUCACCGCCGCCGUGUUCCAGGUCUUCAUCAAGUGGCUAAUCGGCGGUCUGCGCCCGCAUUUCCUGGCCGUCUGCAAGCCCGACAUCAGCCUGGCGAGCAACGCCCCCGGCGUGGUCGGUGCCGGCUACAACGCGCAGGGGUUCAAGGACAUUUACUACACGCGCGAGAUCUGCACGGGCGACCCGAAUGAGAUCAACGACUCGCUGGAGAGCAUGCCCUCGGGCCACGCGACGGCCGCCUUUGCGGGCUUUGUGUUCCUGUAUCUCUAUCUCAACGCCAAGCUCAAGGUGUUCUCCAACUACCACCCGGCCAUGUGGAAGCUGGUGGCCACUUACGCGCCCCUCCUUGGCGCCUGCCUGAUUGCCGGCGCGCUGACGAUUGAUGAGUUCCAUAAUUGGUACGACCUUCUCGCCGGCGCCAUCAUCGGAACCGUCAUGGCGUUUUCGUCGUACCGCAUGGUCUAUGCGGCCGUCUGGGACUGGCGGUACAACCACAUCCCUCUGAACCGGUUGGCGCCGUUUCCUUAUGGGGGCCCUGCUGAGCUGGAGGGGGCGACUUUCACGAGACGUGCUGGCUGGGGAUAUGGUGCUGCCGGUGCCGACGGAGCGGCUUCGGCGAAGAAUGGGUAUCCCCAGAAUGGUUAUCAUAACGGUGUUGGAGCUGGGCAUCAUGUGCCGCCUAUGACUUCGGCUCACACGCGUGGUGAUAACAUGGUCUAGUGGAAAGCAGGGUUGACUGGGAAGCCUUGGUGGGGGUUUUCUGGUGCGCGGUAUGGAGUCGAUGUAUCUGGAAAUCAGGGAGGAGUUCAAGGUUGCAAACGUAUGGUAAUGUAACUGGGUUGGCGCUUGUUGUUGAUCUGAAGAGCACUUUCCGAUACCUAUGACGAGGCUCAUCUCCGUCCGGUUCUUAUCAAAUCCCUUGAUUUAAUAAUGGCAAUGAC